Molecule: messenger RNA, 1371 nt
Organism: Synchytrium microbalum
Lineage: Eukaryota; Fungi; Chytridiomycota; Chytridiomycetes; Synchytriales; Synchytriaceae
Exons: 8
Coding region: 1-1371 (456 amino acids)
Biological process (GO): regulation of transcription by RNA polymerase II; chromatin remodeling; box C/D snoRNP assembly
Cellular component (GO): NuA4 histone acetyltransferase complex; R2TP complex; Ino80 complex
Molecular function (GO): ATP binding; DNA helicase activity; ATP hydrolysis activity
Source: RefSeq, a predicted model, not a curated record
AUGAGGAUUGAAGAAGUAACAUCAACUACAAAAGAGCAGCGCAUUGCUACCCAUUCUCACAUUAGAGGUUUGGGACUGCGUGAUGAUGGAAUAGCUGAACCUGUCGCUAGUGGUUUUGUAGGUCAGGAAAAUGCUAGAGAAGCUGCGGGAGUCGUCGUAGACUUGAUUCGAUCAAAGAAAAUGGCUGGCAGAGCAGUUCUACUAGCUGGUGCUCCCGGUUCAGGAAAGACUGCUCUCGCUCUCGCAUUAUCACAAGAACUCGGCCCAAAAGUCCCAUUCUGUCCCAUGGUCGGCUCAGAAGUAUACUCUACCGAAAUCAAAAAGACAGAAGUCCUCAUGGAAAACUUUAGAAGAGCCAUCGGUCUUCGUAUCAAGGAAGUAAAAGAAGUUUACGAAGGAGAAGUAACAGAACUGACACCUGAAGAGACAGAGAAUCCUCUGGGUGGUUAUGGAAAGACCAUCUCGCAUGUCAUCAUUGGCCUCAAAACUGUAAAAGGAAACAAGCAAUUAAAGUUGGAUCCAGUCAUUUAUGAGAGCUUGCUCAAAGAACGAGUCGCUGUCGGUGAUGUCAUCUACAUCGAAUCAAACAGUGGUGCCGUCAAGCGAGUCGGCAGAUCAGACACAUAUGCUACUGAAUUCGACCUGGAAGCUGAAGAAUACGUUCCGCUACCGAAAGGCGAGGUGCACAAGAAGAAGGAAGUGGUUCAAGAUGUCACAUUACAUGAUUUGGAUAUUGCAAAUGCCAGACCACAGGGCGGACAAGACAUUGUAUCCAUGAUGGGUCAAUUCAUGAAACCCAAAAAGACGGAAAUCACAGACAAGCUGAGAAAGGAAAUCAACAAGGUCGUAAACAAGUAUAUUGAACAAGGUGUUGCUGAGCUCGUACCUGGUGUCUUAUUUAUUGAUGAGGUCCACAUGUUGGAUAUUGAAUGUUUUACAUAUCUGAAUCGUGCUUUGGAAUCAGCUCUAUCACCGAUUGUUAUAUUUGCUACGAAUCGUGGCAUGUGUGUUGUCAGAGGCACAGAUGAUGUCUUGGCACCACAUGGAAUCCCAGUCGACUUGCUUGAUCGACUUUUGAUUAUUCGAACCAUACCAUAUAGUCGUGACGAGAUUGAAAUCAUCCUAAACAUUCGAGCAAAGACUGAAGGUCUUUCGAUAUCUGAAGAAUCUAUCAAGCAUUUGUCAGAGUUGGGAGUCAAGACUUCGUUGAGAUACUCCAUGCAACUAUUGACACCAAGUAACAUAUUGGCGAAGAUUAAUGGUCGCACGACUAUUGCUCUAGAAGAUGUAGAAGAAGUCGGAAAACUCUUUUAUGAUGCCAAAUCCUCGGCAAAGAUUUUGACAGAGCACGCUCAAAACUACAUCAUCUAG